UUCCAUGGCGUUGGUUAUCUAUAUGCAAAGCGCAUGUACUAUGAGUUCGGAUUUCCAAAGGAUACAUUCUUUUCAGUGAAGGAGCAGCAAGAUCCCGAUCCAGAAUUUACUACUCUGAAGUUUCCGAAUCCAGAAGAGGGUCACAAAGUGCUCACAUUAUCCUUCAAAACUGCAGAUGAACAUGGAUCAACAUUCAUAAUCGCAAAUGAUCCAGAUGCUGAUAGAAUCCAAAUCGCUGAGAAGCAGAAAGACGGUCAAUGGCGUGUCUUUUCUGGAAAUGAGAUGGGUGCGCUCAUGACAUGGUGGAUCUGGAUGAAUUGGACGAAGGUACCCAUGUAG
Cylicostephanus goldi is the source of this 339-nucleotide messenger RNA. The record is from the annotation of a GenBank genome assembly. Lineage: Eukaryota; Metazoa; Nematoda; Chromadorea; Rhabditida; Strongylidae.